GGAAGCGGAAGUGGCCCAACCAGGAAGUGGGCCGCCUCAACCAAUGGGAGCGCGUUGCGUCAGUUUAGCGCGAGAUUCGGUCUCUGCUCGGACGGUCUGUUCGCGGGAACCAGCAGCAGCAGCAGCGACUCGGCGGACAAAAAGAGGAGGGGGAUCCAGCGAAACUUCUCGGCGUUAUAAGCAAAGAUUUGUUCCAGAUCGUCUUCUGCUGGAGUCUAGCGAUGCUUUUCCGCUCAGUUGUUGACAGAAGAUUGGGCAGACGGAGGCAGAAUGCUCUCCCUGCAGACCCGUGGUCCAGGUAUCCUCUCAGCUCUCUGCUGGAAGGCUACAAGUGCGUCCGCCAUGACGAGCACAUCUCCUACGGGAACCUGGGUGACACUGUGCCCCCAUUUGGAUUGGCUUUCUCCUCUGCUGGAGGCCAACAGGACGUCCUGGCAGCAGCUAAUGAAGAAGGCAUCGUUAGGAUCUAUAACACAGAGAGCCGCAACAGCCCCCUCCUGAAGGAGUGGCUGGCUCACGAAAAUGCCGUCUUUGACAUCGCCUGGGUACCAGGGGAGCCUCAGCUGGUGACCGCCGCGGGCGACCAGAUGGCCAGGCUGUGGGAUGUGAAGACCGGGGAGGUGUUGGGAAGCUUCAAGGGCCACCUCUGCAGCCUCAAGUCUGUCGCGUUCACACCCCAGGAAAAAGCUGUUUUCUGCACCGGAGCCAGAGAUGGAAACAUUAUGGUCUGGGAUAUCAGGUGCAGCAAAAAAGAUGGCUUCUACAAACCGGUGAAACAGAUCUGUGGCGCGCACAACAAAGCCGAGACCAACCCCCCCUCUAAAACCAAGAAGAGACGGAGCAGCAUGCGCGGCAUGGCUCCCAGUGUGGAUACCCAGCAGAGUGUCACAGUGGUGUUGUUUCGGGAUCAGCACACCCUCAUCUCUUCGGGGGCCGUUGAUGGAGUAAUCAAGAUGUGGGAUCUGAGGAAGAACUACACCGCGAGCCGUCCUGAUCCCGUGCCCCUGCAGACGUACCCGUACCCGGGUUCCUGCAUGCGGACGCGGCUCGGUUAUUCUGGGCUCGUGCUGGACUCGUCGCGGUCUAACGUCAUGUGCAACUGCACGGACGACAGCAUCUACAUGUUCAACGUCUGCGGAAUAAAAACCUCCCCGGUGUCAGUUUUCAGUGGCCACCAGAACUCCUCGUUUUACGUCAAGUCCUCCAUCAGCCCGGACGACCAGUUCUUGGCCAGCGGCUCCAGUGACAACCACACCUACAUCUGGAAGAUAUCCGAUCCUCAGAGUCCUCCCAUGACGCUCCAAGGUCACAGCGAGGAAGUGACGUCUGUUGCGUGGUGUCCAACAGAUUUCACCAAGAUUGCUUCCUGUUCUGACGACCACACUGUGAGGAUCUGGCGGCUUCACAGAGAGGCCGACGGAGUCCAGUCGUCGGUGGGGGAGGCCAACUUGGUAGGCUGGGCACGUCCCGUGUCUCCCUCAAGACCUGCGGUCAGAGCGGAGACCACCCCUGCCAAGACCCAGAGGACGGAGAGCCUCGGCGGCCUGUCUUCUCCCCGGCUCGCCGCCUGCGCCCCUAGCGGCGCCGCCCUGCCCCUUCCUUCCAGCACCACAUCGCCCAUCCACGCCAAGGAGCCGGCUGUCCGCCAGAGAACGCCGUCCUCUAUCAAACAGUGGUUGUCCCCGGGUCACGGCUCUCCCGCUCCCGUCCGCCGGGUCCUGAGCCCCUGCCCCCAGAGCCCGGCGGCGACGGGCACCCCGCCCGCGGAGCGGCGGGCCAAGAGGAGGCUGGAGACGGGCGACGUUUCGUCCGCCGGCUGCGACGGCGCGGAGGGGUGCGACUGCGUCGCCGAACUCUACCCCGCGGGUAAGAGGAGCCGAGCCCUGCCUGAGAUCUGCCGCCCUGCUGCCCCGGAGAGCCCGCAUCGCGCCGAGGACGAUAAACAAGCGCCGUCAAGGCAGAGCGACAAGGAGAACCACUCCCCCAGAGCCACGAACUGGUUGUCAGCCAUGAGCCAAAAGAUGAGGAAAGGUCAAGGAGGCCCGAGUGCUCCCAGGAGCCCCAGCGGCUCAAAGAAGCAGGAAGGCAAGACGCCGGCUUCACCAACCAUCCGCUCACCACAAAGCAUGAAGAAAAUCUCCAUGUAUUUCACAAGAAGGCCUUUGGAGUGAGCGACACAAAUGCUCUGUUUGAGAUUUAUUGUUUGUUUUUUUUUGUUUUUUUAUUGAGGCUGUUUUUAAGUCGGACCCAAGACAGUAAGCCGAUAGAAACAUUGAUCAAUGACUCUGGGCCACACGCAGAAUGGCAACAGUCAUUAUGAAGAUGUAAUGGUGCGUUUUUGACAGUGGCUUCUUCUUUUUUUUUUUUUUCCAUACAUAUAUAUAUAUAAAUACAGUCACCUUCUACACUAUUGCAGAGAAAUUCAAUUGCACAUUCCAGAGUAAAUCUUUCAUUUUACUCAGUUGCGACACGUUUAAGAGUUGCUAUAUAUGCAAGAGUUCCUUAUUUAAGAGGAGGUUAACUAGGUAUUAAUCCUCCAGUGCAGAGAAAAAUAUUUGUUCACAGAUGUGGAUAUUUUAAAGUCUACUAAAAAAAAAACAACUAUCGAGGCAUUUUAUGAACUUCAUUAAAAUAUAUAAAGAAGUUUUCAUGUAUGUGGGUUUGAUGUUUUCUAUCAGUCUUACACAUACAGUUUUUUUUUCUUACUUACGUUGUUUAUAUGUACAAAAUAACUUGCUUGGUUUGUUUGUAUUUAACUGACAGAAAUUUGCUGUGGUCAAGAUUUUUAUUAAAUGUAAAAUACUUUUCAGUGUA
Molecule: messenger RNA, 2814 nt
Organism: Mugil cephalus (flathead mullet)
Lineage: Eukaryota; Metazoa; Chordata; Actinopteri; Mugiliformes; Mugilidae
Gene: dtl
Product: denticleless E3 ubiquitin protein ligase homolog (Drosophila)
Exons: 15
Coding region: 222-2171 (649 amino acids)
Biological process (GO): proteasome-mediated ubiquitin-dependent protein catabolic process; mitotic G2 DNA damage checkpoint signaling
Cellular component (GO): nucleus
Molecular function (GO): protein binding; protein-macromolecule adaptor activity
Source: RefSeq, a predicted model, not a curated record